This is a messenger RNA of Zeugodacus cucurbitae (melon fly), 1243 nucleotides long. Its product is annotated as microfibril-associated glycoprotein 4-like. NCBI's taxonomy places the organism in Eukaryota, Metazoa, Arthropoda, Insecta, Diptera, Tephritidae. The transcript has 5 exons. Bases 66 to 1070 code for a protein of 334 amino acids. The record is from RefSeq and is a predicted model, not a curated record.
UUUGACUUCGAGUUCUUACAAUACAGUCAACAAUCUCGCAUUUAGUUUGCUUUAAAUCGUGGAGAAUGGCACAACGUUUGAUAUUUUUGUUCAUUUUGUGUGGACAACUUCUGUAUUCAGUGAAUUGUUCGGCUCCCAUCCAAAGUAGCACCAAUGUUGCGCCAUUUCUCACCUAUCUUUGUGAUGAUGAUUUAUUGAAAAGCGCGGUCAACAAGGUGGAGCAACUGAGCCUCAAGUUAGAAAAUUAUAAUCUACGCAUGCAAAAAGAACUAAUGGCAAUGAAGGAGCAACUUCUACGUGAUUUCAAAACGAAUCUUGAGUUAUUUAAUUCUAAAACUACAGCUAAGUGCAAUGAAGAAUGCAAAAAUUUUGAAGCAGCGUCCCCUGCAACCAAGAAGCCCUCAUCCUGUACUGAAGCUAUGCGCCGGGCAAACGGCAAAUUUGCAGCGAGCGGCGUUUAUGAAAUACACUUGCCACAAUUCCUACAUCACGCUUUCCAAGUGUAUUGCCUUCGAGAUCCCGCUGGCGGCCAACCAUGGACCAUAAUUCAACGUCGACAAAGCAACGACACCGAUUUCUAUCGUGGUUGGAUUGAGUAUGAACGCGGCUUCGGCGAUUUGAAUGCAAAUUUCUUCCUCGGCUUGGAUAAAAUACAUGCGCUGACUCAUUCGCAAACACAUGAGCUUUGGUUUCUAUUAGAGGAUUUUCAAAAUGAGAAACGUGUUGCUAACUAUGACAGUUUCGCCAUUGGCAAUGCACAGGAAAAAUAUGAGUUGAGCAUUCUUGGGAAAUAUUCAGGCACAGCAGGUGAUUCGUUCUCAACGCACCGCGGCCAAAAAUUCACCACAAAAGAUCAUGAUAAUGAUAAAGACGGUGGAAAUUGUGCGUUGCAAUAUACGGGAGCUUGGUGGUAUAACGCAUGUCAUGCCAGCAACCUGAAUGGUCUAUAUUUUGGAGGAGAAUUUCCAAAAGAUCAGUAUGCCAAAGGUGUGGUGUGGGAAGCUUGGCGUGGUUACUAUUAUUCGCUCAAAUAUGUACAUAUGGCGAUAAGACCAAUGUAUUAUUACUGAAAUAAAUUUUCAGAUAAAUGAAACUAAAUAUUUUGCAAAUCUAUUGACUUCCUGUUUUUAUUCAAAAUACUGUACUAUCUAAGAAUAUAUUUAUAUAUAUUUCAAACAUUAACAUAUGUUACUUGGAUUACUUACUAAAUAUAUAAUGCAAAAAGGCGGUUAGUGUCAAGCGA